AUGUUAAUAGAACUUAGAAAUGGCGCAAUGUUUUAUGCCGCAGGCAAGGUUGUACAUGGAUUUGGUCGUGGUUCAAAGCAGUUGGGUAUUCCGACAGCUAAUUUGGACGCGUCUGUUGUCGCUCGGCUACCUAGCACAGUUGCCAACGGUAUAUACUUCGGCUGGGCCCGAGUGGAGGGGUAUCCCGUUUGCAAAACAGUGGUGAGUAUUGGCUGGAAUCCGUUCUUCAGGAAUACUACCCGAUCAGUCGAGGCCCAUCUAAUCGAACGGUUUGAUGAGGACUUUUACGAUCGGGUGAUGCAUCUACUCAUCCUAAAAUAUCAUCGACCAGAGAAGGAUUUCGACAAUUUGGACGCUUUGGUCGACUGCAUUCAUGAGGAUAUUCGCCAGGCGAACCAGUACCUAGACAAACCGGAAGCCACAAUCUGGAAUCACACAAAUUGGUUCGAUCUCUACACGGUGCCCAAGUCUCCUAUUUAGAUUAUUCACUAUCUGUGCCAUAGGCCCAUUCUAGUCUUUGUUCAUCGAUGUCGAUAUGUCGUCUCUCAGUUUCUUUCCCUCCCCCUUUUAUAUGGCUGUGGUUAUAUCACGAUUUCAAAGAAUGUUGGCAAU
Opisthorchis viverrini is the source of this 612-nucleotide messenger RNA. RefSeq lists its product as hypothetical. Bases 1 to 480 code for a protein of 159 amino acids. The record is from RefSeq and is a predicted model, not a curated record. Gene Ontology annotation, cellular component: mitochondrion. Gene Ontology annotation, molecular function: riboflavin kinase activity. Gene Ontology annotation, biological process: FMN biosynthetic process; riboflavin biosynthetic process. Lineage: Eukaryota; Metazoa; Platyhelminthes; Trematoda; Opisthorchiida; Opisthorchiidae. The transcript is spliced from 4 exons.